This is a messenger RNA of Gryllus bimaculatus (two-spotted cricket), 414 nucleotides long. The record is from the annotation of a GenBank genome assembly. NCBI's taxonomy places the organism in Eukaryota, Metazoa, Arthropoda, Insecta, Orthoptera, Gryllidae.
AUGCUGCGCAAGGCGCUGAUGACGACGCAGGCGGAGCCUGUGGACGUCUCCCAGGCCAAGGUGACGGUGGUAGGCGUGGGUGCCGUGGGCAUGGCCUGCGCCUUCUCCGUCAUGGUCGAGAAGUCUGCUGCAUUGUUUACCAAAGAUACGGCAGGUCAAAAAUAUUUGGAAGCUAAUAGAAAUUAUAUUGAUCAACUAUCAGCUAAACUGGAAGGCCUCCAGGUAGGAGACUGCGCGUCGCAGCGCCGCCGGUGCGCACAGGUUCCCAUCGCGCGCAGAAGCCCACGCACGCACCGCGAGAGAAAUGGCGGCCAUCCGUCAGGCGGCCUAAUGGCCGGCAACGGCGCUCCCCCAGGCGUCCGCGCAGCCACGUUCACGACGCCGCACCUCCGGGGGCGACGCACCCGACAAUGA